Messenger RNA from Symbiodinium natans, 963 nucleotides. The record is from the annotation of a GenBank genome assembly. NCBI's taxonomy places the organism in Eukaryota, Dinophyceae, Suessiales, Symbiodiniaceae.
AUGUGGUUGAGUGCCGUGAUGCGGCUGGUGAACUUCCACCUGGGCGGGUCCUUGUACGUCAUGCCCAAGGUGGCGGUGGAAGGUGGCUUGGAAGGUUUGUUCCUCUUGCUUGCCUGCUGCGGUGCACUGACUCUGCUGGUCUAUGAGAACUUGGCUGAUGUUGCCUUGGUGGCUCAGCAGCGUCAGGUGCCCGUGAAGGCGUCCUUGUGCGGCCUCGUGUCGGCCAUGCUGGGGCCACAUGUGGCCAUAGCUCUGAGGGUAUUGGUGGUGCUGAACGCGUUCGGAGUCUUUGUGAUGUACGGAAAGGCCAUCAUGGACGUGUACGAUGCCGUGAUGCAAGAAGCCGCUUCCCCGGAAGCAAUUGCAACAGCAGCCGCUUGGCUGGGUGGCAUGUGCCUGUUGACCUGCCUGGGUGGCCACGUUGAUGGCUGGGAUAGCCUGCUUGCAAAUGGAGCCCUGCUUUUCCUAAUCAUUGGUAUUUUCUACCUGGAACCGUCGCCAUCUCAUCUACCAGUUCCAAAGCCAUGGGGCAAGCUGAUCGUUGAAGAUGGGCCGUCUUUGGUCUUCACGUUCAGCAGUGCAGAGUACAUUCUUUUUGCAUGCGACGUGGUGGACGAUGAAGGACACUUCGUCCAAGGGGUGCCUGUUCACCGCAGAGUUCGGAUCAUUGGAGCGACGUCCGUGCUGAUUUCCUUUGCAUUGUAUGUCGCCGUCGGAUAUGGAGGUGCUCGCACCUUUGGAUCUGGUGUCGAGGAUGACAUACUGAAGAACUUUGCCCUGAAGGGUUCCAAGCACGAGCUCCUCCUGCCACGGUCUUGGCAACCAACGCCGUCUCGUUGCUGCUCUCAUUGCCGGUCUUCACCGAGACUUUCCUUCAGUACAUCAAGGAGCUGCUUGAGGACCUCUCUUCCCAGGAGACCUUCCUGCAACUGUCCCAAAACGCUUGGUUCGGGCGCUUCGUGA